UCAAAUAGUUUUGAAUUAUGGCUGUGGUGUAGCGUGGGUUAUGAUAGACACUGGGACGUUUAUAUGUCGACCACAGUUGACCAGACAAACACCGGGCAGACUGGACAUCUCAGUUGAGAGACUGAUCUCGUUGAAAGCACUUAGUCGAGCGAUUUCAUCCGCCUGUGAACCUGUGACUUAUCGUAAGUGUGUUUCCCUCUGAUGUUGCCGCCAUUGCAGUGGGUCAUGACUGUAUAGUUAUCUCCAACCGGACUCUAUAUUUCAAUGUAUGUGUUGUGCUGUGCCAGAUAACGGAACUGCGAAGGACAGGUGCCGUGUACUUUUAGCAAGGAAAUAGAGCGUUGCCUUUUUUAUUCGUACCUACGUAAAGAUUACUUCGAAUCGGCAAUUUUUAAAAACUCAAAGCCAGGACUCGUAACAAGGAGGAUACUAGUGCUAAGUUGUUUUGAUGCUGUUUUACGCCUAGACACGCAAGGAUCUGUACCGUCUUUCCGUAGGCCAACAUGGUUUCUGUGCAGUACGAACAACCGACGACCAUGCUUCCUAGUCACUAUCACGGAGCCCCGCAGAGCUCUUUUGGGCUCGCACCAUUCUGUUACACACCUCAUCAACCGCCACCACAGACUCAGUACCAGGAUUUUACUUACAGUCAGUAUCAGGUCCCUCAAUCCUUAGGGACGACAUCACAACUCCCGGACUCAUUAUCUUUGAAUUCUUAUUCCUCGUUCAGUCAUCAGCCAUCUCAGCCAGUGUGGACACCUCUGGCUUCAGCUUCAAAUUAUUCACCUCCCCAGACAACACGGACGGGAACUACCUCUUCAAACUGUGUGGACUGGAGUCAGAGCUAUUCCUCUCAGUCACCAAGUGCUCACAAUCUUGGGGGUUAUUCUGGCAAUCCGCGUGUGCCAUGUUCCUCUGUGACAAGUGUGCUCUCGCAUUCUCCGAACACUGGUAUCCACGUUGUGACCGAGCAACCCAUGACUGGACCACCAUCGUUACCGGGGUCCCCGCAGUCAGGCAUCAUCACAUCAACCCAUUCCCCUGGGGGAGUUGUCCAACCUCCAUGUCCCAAACCAUGUCAGCCACAGCCUUGUCCAAAUAUGCCACGAGAACCCUACGACUGGAUGCGAAGACAAGACUACCCACCAACGCCUCCAGAAGCACCUAAUAAAUGCUCUACGACGAUGGAGAAUCCAAGAUGGUGGGAAGCAAUGCAUUGUGGGAACGAUAGGGCCGGCCAGCUAGAAGAUGAGUCCAUUCCCAGUCACGGGAAAACCCGCACCAAAGAUAAGUACCGUGUGGUCUACAGCGACAGGCAAAGACUAGAACUCGAAAAGGAAUUCCACUACAGCCGAUACAUCACGAUAAAUAGAAAAGCCGAACUGGCAAAAUCACUAGACCUGACGGAACGACAAAUAAAAAUCUGGUUUCAGAACAGGCGAGCAAAGGAGCGGAAAAUUAAUAAAAAGAAAGACGUGAUGGUAAAAGAUCCGAAAGAGACGAGCCAUGACAGUGACAUGGACUCAAAUUCACCUUUAUCAUUUGGAAUGGUGGCGUCAUCAGCUACGCAUGCGUCGUCAGCUGCGUCAUCAGCACCAGUGGUUCAAAAAACUGCUUCCUUGGAUUUAUUGACGAGUAUGUCAACUCCGAUUGCGUACAGUUUGGAUGGUAUGUCGUGUCAGCCAUUGGUAAAACAUGAACUUCGGCGCUGAUAUUGUGAAGAUGUAUUUACAGUGCCAUAUCUUGCAUAAACUGCGUGUCCGAUGUCGUGCUAAAGCUGGGAGCACACCGAGGUAAAUGUCUGCAAUAUAUAAAAAUACAUCUAAUAUUUUAUUUCGUUUACAUUAUGUCGUCUUAGAUUCAGACGACACACAAUCACACAUACUAACAUUAAACAAACACUUCUAUAAAACUCUGAUCUCAAAGAACUCUAUGACGAGAAAUCACAGACAUUUACCUGUGGGUGAUACCUGCUUUUAAUGCAUUUAUGGUGCAGAUUAUAAGUAUGUACAUCACAGGACAAAUCGAAAUCCUUGUGACGUAAAACACGCUGCUCGAUGGCGGCCAUCUUGUUGUACUGCUGACCUCGUUGACACGUGUUGUCAAGCCAAAAGGUGGCGCGAUGCUAUCAAGCCUUUUUUAUGACCAGUCCGGCCAGGAUAUCGCACUGGCAAUUUGAAAGCGAUUAUGACACACGUCUUCGUCUCUUAAUCUACCUCCGAGCAGCUGAUAUGAUAUCCAUACUUUCAUACUGCUUUGAUAAGUCUUCUUUAUUCGCCUUGUAAAUACUAGCAAUCAUGAAGGAGACUGUAACAUUGCCACGAUUUGUACAACAACUGCAUGCUUUAAUCGGGAACUGCAAUGAAUUUGUCUGUGCAAUUAUUUGAUACAUAUAUCAUCAUAUUGUACUGUCCCAUGUUGGGAAAUCAGUUUAGUCAGAAUUUAGGAAUAGUGUUUCGUGACUUUAUAAGAAGAAUACUGCUGAA
Molecule: messenger RNA, 2486 nt
Organism: Lineus longissimus
Lineage: Eukaryota; Metazoa; Nemertea; Pilidiophora; Heteronemertea; Lineidae
Product: homeobox protein CDX-1-like
Exons: 3
Coding region: 504-1712 (402 amino acids)
Biological process (GO): cell differentiation; animal organ morphogenesis; anterior/posterior axis specification
Cellular component (GO): nucleus
Molecular function (GO): DNA-binding transcription factor activity, RNA polymerase II-specific; RNA polymerase II transcription regulatory region sequence-specific DNA binding
Source: RefSeq, a predicted model, not a curated record